ACAAGGUAUUUCUGUUGCUCAUGCUGUGCAAGUGCGGAGUUGCUAGCAUUACUUCUAAGUACUUUAAAAACCGCCCCGAAUACAAUGAUAUGAGUGUCAAUGGUUUACUGGAGGAACCCAAUGUGUUGAACAGAGUACAUUGUGGGGUGCUCUGCUUAAAGGAUCGAUGCUUGGCGUUCAUCUAUAAUCCCAAUACAAGGGUGUGCCGCCGUAGUUCGUCCCUCCCACAAGCACACGAGGUAGACGUUCCUGAAACGGGUGCACGGUUCUACGAAACAGGAGUUUCUGCAGAAACACCUCCAGCAGCAAAUCCCCACAAUUGCUCCGACAUGAAACAAUGUCUUCCGGGCGCCACGGACGGUGAAUACUGGAUCUACUCACCUACCCUCGGCAAUAAGAAGGUUCGAAUCUACUGUCACAACAUGACAGGUGUCCCCAGCGAGUAUGUGACCUUGGUCCAUGCUAACCAGGGCGACUACGUACCCCUCAAAGACCCUGAAUGUGACGGAAUCGAGGAACCGAUGACCGGUGUCAGAGCUGGGGUUACAAGCUUCUCGAGGGUCAAGAUCAACAUUGAGAAUAUGACCGUAAUAAAAAACGACUUCGAGUUUGCAUCCUCAACGGGCAAACCCAACCAGUACGGGCUGGGCCGGGACUGCUACAGCCGCCAUUCUGGAAAUGUUCGGAAUACGUGUGGACCCAAGGGGACAUUCCUCAUAGACACCAGAGGGACCGGACUGUUGAUCAAUAGAAAUAUAGUGUGGAAAUACAUGAACGCUCAGUCUUGGGGAAUGGUAGUACGUUCCCACAAUGGAACCGUGAUCGAGGUUCAUGGAGGCGGGUUCUGCGGCGGAUUCGAGCCAGCGACAGACCUACAACUCCAGAUUAACACGGACGAAGAUCUGGAUGCACUGAGUGCAACAAGCUGUUAGACUGGAGGAGGGAGUUAGAG
Molecule: messenger RNA, 952 nt
Organism: Haliotis rubra (blacklip abalone)
Lineage: Eukaryota; Metazoa; Mollusca; Gastropoda; Lepetellida; Haliotidae
Product: A disintegrin and metalloproteinase with thrombospondin motifs 9-like
Exons: 5
Coding region: 21-932 (303 amino acids)
Molecular function (GO): metalloendopeptidase activity; zinc ion binding
Source: RefSeq, a predicted model, not a curated record